AUGGGAGCAUCGGCGCGGCGGGGAGUAAGCGGGGCGUUGCCCGAAGGGAAUGAGCUGUGCGAAUUAGGCGAUACAGCGGCGUCGGCAGACACGAAUAACGGAGCAGCUUAUAACGGAGACAGGCUCCGCUCUAUAUUUGCACAGGGGACGAGCUUUUCGGCUGCUAGUGAGCGGCCGUGGAGCAGCGGAGGGUGGGGCGUGGCGGACGGGGCGGGGGAAAGCGUUUCGGAGCGCGGGGACGCGGAGAGGGAGGAUAUAGAGCGGCGCGUUUCGUACAGUAGCAGCAUUGCUGGCGCGGCUGGUAGUGUAGUUAGCAGCAGCACUGCGGCUUAUACUGAAACUGCUUAUAGCGAGUCGCUGAUUAUCCAGCACACGGAUCGUGACACGGAUUGUGAGAGUGUGACGUCAGCAUCUAGCGGCAGCGGGUACGACGCGCUUGCGUGGGGGGGGUCCGCGCCGAUGGGAGGAGAAAAUGCGCCAAUGGGCGGAGGGAACGCGCCGAUGGGCGGAGGAAACGCGGUGAUCGGCGGAGGAAACGCGCUGACGGGAGACGAAAGCGCGCUGAUGGGGGGGAGAAACGCGCGGCUGGGUGAAACUCUUGCGGACGGGAACGGCGGAGACUUCGCGACCCUCUGGCGGAGCCUCCCCCGCGACCUGCGGCGCACGCGGUCGCUGCAGAGCCCGCGGGGGAACGCACAGGGGUAUCUCGGGGGGAACGCGGGGGGAGGUUUUGGGGGAGAAUCGAGGGGGGAUGGCGGUCACGUGACGACUGGUAGCAUGCGACGUGUGGGUAGCGAAGAGAUGUUACCACCUAGCGCAGACCCGCUUACCCCCUCCGCGCACACCCCCGCGGAUCUCAACCCCACGUCCCCGCGGUCUGCUGGCGGCGCCGCGUGGGUGGUGAGCGUGCCGUCGUUCGCGCAGCAUCGCCUGCGCGUCGCGUCGGCGGAACGGGCCACGCGCGGAAGGGGUGAGGGGCGCGGAGGGGACGAGGGGCAGGGGGGAAACCCUGCGCGGGGAGGGGGCGAGGGGCCGGGGGGAGACGCUGCGCGGGGAAGGGGGGAGGGAAGGAUGGCAGACCAGCACUCGCAAGAUCACCAGCAGCAGCAGCACUCUCAGCAGCACUCUCAGCAGCACUCUCAGCAGCACUCUCGGCAGCCAGAGCAGGAGCAGCAGCAGCAGCACUCUCAGCAGCAGCCACAGCCGCUGCCGCCGAGGUCUCACAGGCGAACACGCAGCCUGCAUGCAGGCGAGAUGGAGUGGAAGAGGCUGGAGCAGAUCGGCGAGUUCACCAUCCCCUCCUUCCACCACUCGCCUUCCACUCUCCGCCACGCUCUCCCUUCCCCGUCCGCGCCCCUCACCUCUCCCUCCUCGUCCGCGCCCCUCCUCUCCCCCUCGCUGCAAUCCCGGCUCCGCUCCCCCUACUCGCCUCGCCUGCCUCCCCUUUCCCCCAGAGUUGCAGCUAAACCCCGGUCACUGCCUCACCCAAGCGCUCAGCACCCAAUCGUGCCGCACGCAGCCGUGCCACACCCAGCAGCAAACUCAAUAUUCCCCAACUCACGGAGCUCCGGUUCCCUUACCUCUUCCAAUCGCAUUCGCGUUUCCGUUUGCGCCUCAGUUCCACCUUUCCCACAGCCACCGCCUGUGUUUUCCCCGUCUGCCAAGGGACCCCCCAGAAAGGCCACACAGAAUGGCUUUGAGGCGCCUCAGAAACCGGCUGAAGUUAUUUCCAUGGAAGAAAAUGGGGGUAGAUUCAGGGGUGCUAGUUUGGAGGCGCCUCCAAAAUCCACUACACCCAGGCAGCCGUUUCGACGGUGCAAAUCGUUCGGCGCUGGAAGAAGCGUGUGUGAUUACAGCGGAGCUUCUGCUUACGGUGUGAUUGCCAACAAGGGCGACGAUGGUGGUGGCACCCUCAUUCCUGACGGCUGCCUUGCAGAACGGACAACGGCCCGUCCUCCUCAGGAUAGUGGUGUUCAGGUCGGUGCAAUGUGGUGCAUGGUGCCUUCAACGGCAGAGUCAAUGGCAGCACCACUGCCGCCCUUGCCUCUGCAUGCUGCCGCACUUUUCCCACGGGCGGUUUCCGCACCACCCGUUGCAUCUGACGUUUCUGAGCCGCCUUGCAAUUUUCCACAGGCGGUUAUCAGUCCUACGGGUGUGAUAUCCACACCAGAAGCGGCUGUAUCAGUGGAGACAUUACCACUGGGUGUAGCGUGGGAACCAGCGGCUGUAGCGGAAGCGGUACAUGUGGCGCCACGCGAUUGGGUGGAGGACUCGUAUUGCUACCUGAAGGAUGAGGAUGGGGUUGCUGUUCCCUCUGGCGAUGAGUGGAGCGGCUAUAAUGGGCCUUCCGGCUUCCGCGCUUUAGCUUCCGCCACCAGCCACGAUUCAGAUUUUGCCACCCGCGCUUCAAGCUCCGCCACUCCCACUUCAACUUCCGCCACCCGCACUUCAACUUCCGCCACCCGCGCUUCAACUUCCGCCACCCGCGCUUCAACUUCCGCCACCCGCGCUUCAACUUCCGCCACCCGCGCUUCAACUUCCGCCACCCGCGCUUCACCUUCCGCCACCCGCGCUUCACCUUCCGCCCUCAUCGCGCCUGGUGACAUUGGCUUCCGCCCCUCGCGCACUGGGCCGGGCGGCCGUAAGCGCAUGUCUCGAACAGUGACCAAUCGGGUGGCGAGAGCCGUGCACGCGCUGCUAUUGGCUGCUAGAUCUGACAACCGAUCUGACAACAGGCGGGGGGAAGCGCCACUGGGUGAACUUCGCAGACUGAAGAAGCUUCCGGCGGGUUUCCUGCGAUCGAUCGCUGAGGAGCUGUGGCGCCUGCAGGAGUUUGAACUCGCAGCAGAUGUCCUUGAGUCAGUCCCACCAGCCAUGUGCUCUGAUCACAGGCGAUCAAAUUCAUCAGAUUCUUCGGAUAAAUCAGAUUCCGAGGAUUCUGAAGAGUCUGAUUUUCCUGCUCGCGGUGGCAGCAGCCCUGAGCGCGAGAUGACACGUCAGCAGGGGACAUGUGGCAACCAGCAGUGGACAGGUGGCGCAGUGCGAUUGCACGCGCGUGUGGCAGCGGGGUUGGUGGCAGCGAAUCAGGUGGAGAGGGGAGUGCAGCUGAUUGGCCAGAUGCCCCGAGUGCAUACACAGGUGACUAAUUCAAACACGAUGCAGCAUGGGGUGUAUCAGCAGGCUACUGAUUCAGGCACAAAGGACAAAAGGAGCACAGCACUCACAGCAGAAGUUCCAGCAGGGCAGUCAGUUUCGCCUGGCUGCGUCACACGGCCACUGGCCUCCGCAUCUCUUCCCAUUCUGGGCAGCCUUCCCGUGCCCCUGUCGCCUUUUGAGGCGCCUCAAAAAACAGUUUCGCCUGGCUGCGUCACACGGCCACCGGCCUCCGUAUCGCUCCCCAUACUGGGUAGACUUCCCUUGCUCCUAUCCCCUGCACCGCCACUCUGGAACGCUCUCGUGUCACAGCAGUUCAUCCCAUCAAACCAGCUGACAGCGGCAGAAUGCCCAGCCGCACCAGAGCAACAGGCAGCAGCAGAGGAACCAGCGACGUAG
This is a messenger RNA of Closterium sp. Naga37s-1, 3552 nucleotides long. NCBI's taxonomy places the organism in Eukaryota, Viridiplantae, Streptophyta, Zygnematophyceae, Desmidiales, Closteriaceae. The record is from the annotation of a GenBank genome assembly.